Ambispora gerdemannii is the source of this 2673-nucleotide messenger RNA. The record is from the annotation of a GenBank genome assembly. NCBI's taxonomy places the organism in Eukaryota, Fungi, Glomeromycota, Glomeromycetes, Archaeosporales, Ambisporaceae.
AUGUCCAAUGAAAAAACCAUAUUUUCUGGGUGCGUGGUAACCUUCUCUGGUGUGUUCGAGGCAGGGACACACUCGCACCUUGGCGAACUGGUACGAAAUAAUGGUGGGCUAGUAGUGGCCACUGUGACCAGGUCGACUACACAUUUGGUGGUGACGAAAGACGACUUGAAUAAACCCAGUAAAAAAGUGACGACUGCGCGUAAACAAAAUACCUUCCUUGUGACUUGGGAUUGGAUACAACAGUCCAUUGAAAAGGGGGCGAAGCUGGCAGAGUCAGCAUUUUUUCCUGACGGUAAUGCUUCAACGGAUGUCGAAACGCAGGACGUCAAUAUUAGUAACAUUGCCAAAUCCGAAAGUACUUCUCACAACGAAGCGGAAAUCAAGGAGACUCGAGCGAACGAUCAAGAUGAAAUCGAACCGAAGCCUGGUAGCAAACGUCGAAGAAAGGUCGUUACUUAUACCUCCGCUAUUACUACUCGAUCGAGGACCUCAAAAUCUGACAGCGCGUCUCCUUCCUCAGUGAUCGAAAAUAGUGAUACGGGAAAUGACUCAAAUAAUGCUAAUGACAACAACGUUAAUAACGUAAAUGAGGUGAAGGUAGUAGAUGACGCCGAAAAUAAAGAGAUCGUUUCCGAGGAAACAUUAAACCAAGGUGAUGCAAAAGAUAUUGAAUCGGAUAAUGAACAGGCGAAACCGGCCAAAAAACGUCAGCGAAAAGGCAAAAAUUCCGCGAAUUCUAAUGCUAACAAUGACGCGGAAGUUAAACCCAGUCAAUCACCCAAUAGUAAUAAUCAACCUGUGCCUGAAGCCGAAGCUGCAACUGUUAAACCGACGCGAAAAAGAGGGCGAAAACCCAAAAAUGCCUCGACUGAAAAAGAUAAUAGUGUCGCGGAAGUCAAAACAAACAAAGACGAGAUAAAAGAUGAUGAAUUGGAAGCGAAACCAGCCAAAAAACGUCGACCUAAUUCAAAAAAUUCGGUAGUUGCUACGACAUCAUCAGUUGAUAAUACUGCUACUACAUCCACUUCGGCUGCCAACGAUAAUGCAGACGAACAAAAUACAACAACUACUAUUAAUAAACGAGUCACCGAUAAUACAGAAAUAAUUGAAGAGAAACAAGAGGAAAAGAAAAUGGUGACUAUAAUUAAAAAAGGUGCAGCUCCGGUUGAUCAAAUGUUCCAAUUCAAAGACACAACUCAUGUAUUCGUGGAUGAAGAAGCAAUUUGGGAUUGUCUUCUGAAUCAAACAGACCUAAAAAAUAACAAUAAUAAAUUCUUUGUCAUCCAAUUGCUUCAAUCUGAUUCUGGCAGUAAUUAUUACGUAUUCACCAAAUGGGGAAGAGUCGGUUAUAAUGGUUCAAGUGUUACUUAUGGACCAACCGGAUUUUUGGAUAACGCAAAAAGCGAAUUCAAAAGGAAGUUUCAAGAGAAAACGAAAAACAACUGGCUCUUUGUAUGUAAAGAUAUCUCUAAUUUUACAACUCAUAAAACAAAAUACACUUUAUUGGUACGUGAUUAUGGAGGAGACGGUACUGAAGAUAAACCUGAAUUAUCAUCAUCUGCUGCUGCUUCCACUUCAAAAGAUGAAAAAGAGAAAGAGAUCGUUAAACCCCCGGAAUCGAAAUUACAUACAAAAGUUCAAGAUAUAAUUCAAAUGAUUUUUGACGUUGGUUCGUGGAACGAUGCAAUGGUCGCGUUAAAUUACGAUGCAACGAAACUACCACUCGGUAAACUCUCAAAGACUACAGUCAAUCAAGGAUACCUCGCUUUGAAACGCAUCGCAGCAGUUCUUAGUGGUGAAGAACAAGGUGACCUUACUGAACUCACCAAUGAAUUUUACACAGUCAUUCCGCAUAAUUUUGGGAUGAGAAAACCUCCAAUCAUCAGUAACAACGAAGUUUUGAAAGCUAAAUUACAAAUGGUCGAAACAUUGGGUGAAAUUGAAAUUGCGUCAACUUUACUUAAACAAGCUAACGAAUCACCCAAGAAUCAAAUUGACGCGUAUUAUGAUUCUCUCAUGCUGGAAACCCUGGAACCAUUGGAUCAUAAUUCCAAAGAAUUCAAAUUAAUAGUUGAAUACGUCAAGAAUACUCAAGGUGCCACGCACGACUACUAUAAAUUGGAAGUAUUGGAGGUCUUCGACUUGGAGCGAAAGGGUGAACGAGAACGUUACGAGCCUUUUUCAACUCUUCACAAUCGAAUGUUACUUUGGCAUGGCAGUCGAAAGACUAAUUACGCUGGCAUUCUCUCACAGGGAUUACGUAUUGCGCCACCUCACGUUCCCAGUACUGGUUACAUGUUUGGCAAAGGAGUUUACUUUGCUGAUUGUGUCUCAAAAUCCGCAAACUAUUGUUAUACUGACCAUCGAAGUAACAUUGGCUUAAUGCUAUUAUGCGAAGUUGCAUUAGGUGAUAUGUUGGAAUUAGUAAACGGUGACUAUAACGCCGACUUACUCGUGAAAAAUGAAGGCAAACACUGUACCAAAGGUCUCGGACAAACUAUCCCAGAUCCGAAAGGAUCUACCACUUUGGAAAAUGGGACCGUGGUGCCAUGCGGAAAAGGAAUUGGCUCGAAGAAAGCAAAUUAUCUUCAAUAUAAUGAAUAUAUCGUCUACGACACAAAUCAAAUAUUCCAAAAAUAUUUGUUAAAAAUUAAAUUCAAUUAUGACCGUUAA